Molecule: messenger RNA, 1251 nt
Organism: Penicillium daleae
Lineage: Eukaryota; Fungi; Ascomycota; Eurotiomycetes; Eurotiales; Aspergillaceae
Product: dipeptidase
Exons: 3
Coding region: 1-1251 (416 amino acids)
Biological process (GO): proteolysis
Molecular function (GO): metallodipeptidase activity
Source: RefSeq, a predicted model, not a curated record
AUGAUCUGGCCUGAAGGAAAAAUAGCACAUGCAGACAAACCGCCCUCUCGGCGAUGGUGGGAACGGCAACAUGUCAUGCAGGUGAUCGCCACAGGCAUGACUGUCACAUUGACUCUCCUGCUCGGAUUUCGACGGUUCUAUAUGUAUGGGCAUAAUGAUUUUCCUACCUGGAUCCGAGCCUUUUACCAGAACCAUAUCUAUAAAGAGAACUUUACGCGCGAUCCCCUGUUUGGGCAGGUGGAUUUUUCUCGCCUGGAACAGGGCCGGCUACGAGGUCAAUUCUGGAGCGUUUACGUGGAAUGCCCGAAGACCGACCCUGCCGACCAGUCCGACGAGACAUACUUCGAGACUCUCCGUGACACAUUCCAACAAAUUGACCUGGUACAUCGUCUGAUCAAGUCUCACCCUGAAGCCCUCGCCCUAGCUGACUCCAGCGCGGGAGUCCAGGAACUCUUCCAAUCCGGUCGAACGCAGAUUGCCAGUCUGCUCGGAAUAGAGGGAUUGCACCAGAUAGCCAACAGCGCCAGUGUGCUCCGGCUUUAUCACGCCCUGGGGUUUCGCUACGCGAAUCUCACCCACGAGUGCCGCAACACCUUCGCAGACAGUGCCACGCCACCAACGCCCCAGCACCACGGCCUAUCCCCGGUCGAUCGAGCAGCCUUGAUCUACGAAAUGAACCGCGUCGGAAUGGUCGUGGACUUGGCCCAUGUCAGCCACGCGACCAUGCGCGAUGCCCUCGCGCUGACCCGCACCCCGGUGAUCUUCUCGCAUUCGUCGGCCUUUGCUCUCUUUCAUCACGAGCGCAAUGUUCCCGACCACGUGCUGGAUCUGGUCCGCUUGAACGCCGGGGUCGUCAUGGUCUCCUUCUACCCGGCGUACACUCGCUGUGCGGACCCUGCGCGCGCCUGUAUUGCCGACGUCGCCGACCAUAUUCAGUAUAUCGGUCAACGUAUCGGUUACCAGCACGUGGGGCUGGGGUCGGAUUUCGAUAGAAUGCCCAUCGGCGUUCGCGGCCUGGAAGAUGUGAGUCAUUACCCAGAUCUGAUCCGCAUCUUAGUGGAGCGCGGCGUGCCGGUGAAGGAAUUGGCAGGGGUGGUCGGGGGAAUUGUCCUGCGCGCGUUGGGGGCUGCUGAGGACGUGGCUGCGAGCAUGGCCGAGGAGGAGCCGCUGGAGGAUUCGGUGAAGCCUUUUUCUCUUCGACGGGUAUACGCUACGCUGGGCUAUAAUAGGUAUUACCAUCGGAUUGCUUAA